This is a messenger RNA of Saccoglossus kowalevskii, 1669 nucleotides long. RefSeq lists its product as uncharacterized. Lineage: Eukaryota; Metazoa; Hemichordata; Enteropneusta; Harrimaniidae. The record is from RefSeq and is a predicted model, not a curated record.
GCUGAACCCACUUCCGCAUUCAACAGUUAGUCGUGCACUUCGCACAAUUCUCGUUUUCCAUUUACUACAGGGGGAAUGAUAUCCUGCAAUGGCACACAAAAGGCUUACUGCAGAACAUGAGUCCAAUGCGACGAACACAGCAGACGACGAACACCGAGAAGUCUCGUCUGCUCUCCCCGCGAAGAAACGAGAACACAAACCGAUCAGGACCAAGUUCGGGUCGACCGGCAGUCCUAAAGAUGUACAGUUUACUGAUCCAGUUGUCGGUAUCAUUAUGGCGCUGUCAUUGCCGGCAGCGUUACUUAUAUUCUGGUAUUUUACACUGCCCUGUAUGUGGUGGGUAUUCAAGUCGAUAGUUGGCGCGGAAUUUAUUCGAAACAUGGCUUAUCUGAAAGAAGACAUUACAUCAGCUCUGACGUCACCGUGUGCAAUGUGGAUACCAGCAGAUGAAAGGGAUUAUCUAUUAAACCAUUCUGAUGAACAGAUCAAGAGAUUAUCCAAUAUAUCAAAAGAAGAAUUUGCAGAAUAUGUGAAAAGAGGGGAACCAAUCAUUGUUACUGAUGCUUUAAGAGAUUGGGAAGCUUAUGGGAAAUUUAACUGUACAUACCUUAUAAAGAAGUACCCAGAUGUGGAGUAUUUUGAUUGGCAGGGAGGACGCCGACUUCCGUUGCGGUAUAUUACUGAACGAUGGGAUGAAUCUGAAUGGCAAUGCAUCAGUGGAUAUAUAGAUAUGUCACUGGAAGUUAAUGAAAAAUACAUACACGACUGGGUUCAACAGAUGCCACCUCCAUAUUUCUUAUCACAUGACAUCUAUACUGAUGGCGGAUUGGCUUUAAAAAAGGUAGCAUUGACCGGUUUCCUGGGUACCCCUGGUACUGGCGUUUCCCCGCAUUUAGACGAAACUUGUGAUACUUUUAUGACAGUACAGCUAUCUGGUGUGAAGAACUGGAGUGUAUCUUGGCCAGUAAAGGUUGGAGAUGAACUGAAGUGGGACAAACCCCGACUUGUAACGCUGUAUCCUGGGGAGGCUAUGUUUUGGUAUGUCAGUAUGCGCCAUCAUACAGAGGUAGUUGAUGGAUGUUCACUCAGCUUUUCAUAUCAGUUUAACACUCCGCCCACUCUCUAUUUUAAGAAUUUGUUGGAGACUCUAAAUUCUGUGCCAAGGAAAGAACGGGAUAGACUCUAUGCCAGUACGCAUGCUUCACGACUUGACUUUGUUGAUGUUUGCAGUAUAGUUACAAACAAUGGCAAUGAAGAUGGUAUCCAUCUACAUCAAGGUGGUGCAAGUAUUCUUGCAUUAAAUUAUAUCAGCAAACUGAAAUCUGUUUCCAUAAAAAGAAUUGAUUAUUCAAGACAUCACAACAGACGUGUAAAAGUAAAGCCUCAACAGAAUACUGCCAGAUCUUACUACAGACAACCAAGAGGAUUCAACAAAAGGAAUAGCCAAUCAUACUACAACAAAUAUGAUAAUUUUGAUUUCGGCUACAAUGCCAAAAUGUGGAAUAAUACCACAAGUUGGCGAGAUCAGCAGUACAUGCUGCCACAGCACCAUCAGCAAUACCCAAAUAAUUAUCAACAACAAGGGUAUCAACAACACAUGUAUUCACCACAGCAAAACAGACAACAGUACCAGCAGCAUUCACAAGGAAGGGGAAAUUUCAAUGGUUAA